Molecule: messenger RNA, 519 nt
Organism: Oreochromis aureus
Lineage: Eukaryota; Metazoa; Chordata; Actinopteri; Cichliformes; Cichlidae
Product: C-C motif chemokine 3-like
Exons: 4
Coding region: 12-347 (111 amino acids)
Biological process (GO): chemokine-mediated signaling pathway; positive regulation of GTPase activity; G protein-coupled receptor signaling pathway
Cellular component (GO): extracellular region
Molecular function (GO): CCR chemokine receptor binding; chemokine activity
Source: RefSeq, a predicted model, not a curated record
UCCAAGCACUGAUGAACUUUUUGUUGCAGCCUGAUCAGCGUAUCGGACCACCGGCCAAAAUGUCUGUGAAGAUCCUCUCCAUCACUUUCCUCCUGCUCUCAAUGUGUGUGUGCUGCCACUCCUCUGAAGCUCAUCGUCAUCCUUCAGUAAAGCGACCAUGCUGCACUGCCGUCACCAAACCCAAUUUGAGCACUGAGGUGGUGGGGGAAACGUAUCGUGAGCAGGCUGCAUCAAAUCGCUGUGUGAAGGCUAUAAUUUUCAACACAAAAAAAGGACCGCUUUGUGCUGAUCCAAACGCUCAGUGGGUCAAGGAUUUCAUUGCCAGAAUGACAAAGGUGAAGCAGUGAAGCACAAAGCCUGUGUUGAAGCAUUGCUACCUGUCUGCUACAUCAGUAUUUCCACCACCUUUAAAGGCAAUAAUUCGAGUUCUGGCUUUGUGUCUUUUUUCUUGAUCAUAUAUGAAUUGUGUUUACACAAAGCACAUUUUGGCUUUGGAAAAAAAAACAUAAAAAUAAACCU